Molecule: messenger RNA, 992 nt
Organism: Cephus cinctus (wheat stem sawfly)
Lineage: Eukaryota; Metazoa; Arthropoda; Insecta; Hymenoptera; Cephidae
Gene: mRpS2
Product: 28S ribosomal protein S2, mitochondrial
Exons: 3
Coding region: 120-908 (262 amino acids)
Biological process (GO): translation
Cellular component (GO): mitochondrial small ribosomal subunit; ribosome
Molecular function (GO): structural constituent of ribosome
Source: RefSeq, a predicted model, not a curated record
AAGAUCAUUUCUCGUAUAAGAUUCCGCCAAUGUGGAGUCUGUUAUUUUAGUCGUACGACACAUGAAACAGAGCUGGAAAAGCUCCUUAAAAUAUGAACUCCUUUUAAAAAUAUAGCAAGAUGUCGGCCGGGGUAUUACGAAUAUCUUUAACCAACAGUAUGUUGACUGUUGGGAAUCUUUUGAAACCAUUUGGAGCUUGUUCUCCUCAACGAUUGAAGCUGUCAACACAAUCCCAACCUGAAAUCCAAAGCAGAGAAGAAAUUGAAGUAUCUUCGAUAGAUCCUCUAAAGCAUCCUGAUUUCUUUGGAGUACAUCAACUUUUUACAGUGAAAGACUUGUUCGAUGCAAAAGUACAUUUUGGGCAUAAGAGAGGAUCCUUGGAUGAUCGAAUGCGUCCUUUUUUAUUCGGUUCUCGUUUUAGCCACCUGAUCAUUGACUUGGAUCAAACAGCAGAGUUAUUGAGAGAAGCAUUAAACUUUACAGCACAUGUUGCAUUCAGAGGUGGUAUUAUACUGUUUGUCUGUAGAAAUCCCCAAUUUUCUUAUCUGGUGGACAAAACUGCUAAAGAAUGUAAAGAGUUUUCUCACACAAGAAAGUGGAGGGGUGGAACGUUUACAAAUUCUACGAUGGAAUUUAAAUCUACGACGCGACUUCCUGAUCUAUGUAUAUUUUUAUCAACGCUCAAUGGUGUACUGUUAGAGCAUGCUGCAGUGCGGAAUGCUGCAAAAAUGUGUAUACCCACUGUGGGGAUUGUAGACACCAACUGCAAUCCAAAUCUGAUAAGUUAUCCCGUUCCAGGGAAUGAUGAUUCACCAUCUGCCAUAGAACUUUAUUGUAAAUUAUUUAAGAUGGCAGUUCUUCGAGGUAAACAAGGGCGACAAAAAUUAUUCGAACACUAUCAAGAGUGAAAAACAAAUAGUAAACUUUUUAAAUUUAUGUUCAAAUAUAUACAAGUCUGUAAAAGAAGUACAUAAACGUACAAAAACUUGUAA